AUGAAGUCGAUGCGAACGUCUUUCCAACUCUUUUCGAGUGACGUCCAGCAGCACUUGAAUCUCAUUUCGGAACAGCUCGAAGAAAUUAAUCGCCGACGAACUGUGAUCCCUCACGUAGCUGACAAGUACGACCCGGAUCAUCCCGACGCAGACUGGGGCGGCUACGUGCGUCGUUCGUACAAGAAGCGCUACUACACGAAUCAAUCUGGAAAACUGUUCGAGCCUCAGCAGAAUCCUUCAGACGAACAAGCGCCGGGAAUUCCUUUCCAAAGUGCCGUAUACCAGGUUGGACCUGGUAGUAAUGUUAGCGCCAACGACUGGAAAACAUCGUACGCCUCGCAGACAUCGAUGGAGGCGACUCCUAAAGAAACUUUUGUACUUGGAACGAGACAAAACGCGCAACACAAACGCCACGUGACGCCGAUGUAUGAGCGAGGGCAGCAAAGCUCUGCGCGCUCCCAGUCCCCUUCAUCUCCUUGGAGCAGUAGACAAGGAUCACCCUCGCUAAGUGGAAGUGGCAGCAGCGGGUCACUUUCUGGUCGUCGUAUCGACUCGCGCCGGUCCUUACUCGCUGGUAUCGGGAAGCUUGUAGCAGCUGAGGACCUCAACGACCUACACCCACCGCCAGAACGUCAUCUACCGGAGAGCUACACAAGCGCAGCAUCCAAGACUCUCCUAGCAGAGAACUAG
Molecule: messenger RNA, 690 nt
Organism: Phytophthora infestans T30-4
Lineage: Eukaryota; Oomycota; Peronosporomycetes; Peronosporales; Peronosporaceae
Exons: 7
Coding region: 1-690 (229 amino acids)
Source: RefSeq, a predicted model, not a curated record